UACUCAUCUCCUUCAUCUACUUAAAAAAAAAAAAGAAAAGAAAAAUAAAACCCAAUCCAAAAUUUAGCUCUCCUCCCUCAAACCUCAACGCCAUUAUCCCACCAUCACGCCUCCAUACCUGUCGGUUUCUCUGUGCCAGCUCGCCGCCUCACCACCCACCUCCACCGCAGCUCAGCCAAUCACAGCACCCCCAAAGCCCAGCUCCCUAUUCAAAACCCCCUACUCGAUUCCCCUUGUACGCGCGAUCUCCUCUGACACGUCGCCACUGCUGCACCACCUUUUCCGCCACUUCAGUCACCACCUCCUCACCUCUUUAUUUUUGGCAAAGUUUUAUGUCUUGUUAUUGAUAUUAAAGUUAGGGUUUUAUUAAUUUGGGGUUUCUGAGUUGAAUUUCAAGUAGGUUUAUUGAAGAAUCAAGUUAGGGUUUCUGAUUUGGGAAAAAUUAGUGAAUUGAAGUUCCAUUGGUAGAUAAUGAAGUAUACCAUUGAAGAGUUGAUUCAUCUAUGGUUUUCAAAAAGCUUGCAUAUCAAGUUUUAAUGGAGAUUUGUUCAUAAAGAGAUUGUGAUAGAAUUAAUUAUUCAGUACCUUUGGAGAGAAUAUAAGCUGCUGAGUAACUUGUCUACCUCUAGUGAGAAAUUGACCCUUUAUUUCUAAUAACAAGGAUCUUGAACAGACACUAGUUCUGUUGUGUUUGGGGUUUACUUUUCCCGAGGGGGGAUCGAAGAGCAUCGGAACACAAUGCGUUCGGUGCCCACUAUAUUUCCUAUUGUCCCUUCCAUUCUCGCAACACAAUCUGAUCUGGCUUUCAAGAUGGAAGAAGGGAAACCGAUUUCCAAUAUUGAUGAUGAAUUGAGGCAAAUUCUGGCAGAAUUUAUGGUGGAAGUCAUAAAGUUGGAAGAGUUAGUGGAAGUCGGAAGGAAGUUUCUCGUAAGAUUUCAGCAGGCUCUUGAGUUUCUCAGACGCCCUUCAAUAUACGAAUCAUCCGACCUGGUCAAGAGCAUCGCCAAAGCGAAUGAAACCAAGAGGGUUAAUGCGUAUGUACAAGCUGGCUGCCUCAAUGCUUAUGAUAGCACACUGAGUGUCGGUCAGUUGAACACAAGCUUGUCUGACCUUCACGAUUGUGUCACAAAAUCAAAAUCCAUAAUUGACGAACUUAAAAAUCUUAUGGAUAAGGCUGGCAAUGCAUUAUGUAUGACCUCAGACGACCAAUUAGAGACGGAAAUCCAGGCUUCAGAAGCGAUUGGUUCUGAAAAACUUGACGGGGUUGGUUGUGCUUCCUAUAUGGCUGUCAUCUACAGCAUGGUAAAGCAAGAUUAUGUGAUGCAGGAAAAGAUUGUUUCUUCAUUGAGUUUCAAAUCAUCGAGUGGCGAACUGGAAAGCUAUUGCCUAAUGUGGUCUUUAAGACCGUUUAUAAAUGAUGAUAUUAUACGUCAAGCUUUGAAACAGGUUAGAUGAUUUUACUUGCUCUAGAUAUCGUUUCUUCAACCCGGAGAUCCUACUGUUUUAACUCUUAAUCUAUUAUCCAAUUCUUGAAAUUGAAAGUUUACCUAUGAUUAAUUGGAAUUCUCUCAAAUGAUCUUUA
Molecule: messenger RNA, 1582 nt
Organism: Amaranthus tricolor (Joseph's coat)
Lineage: Eukaryota; Viridiplantae; Streptophyta; Magnoliopsida; Caryophyllales; Amaranthaceae
Exons: 3
Coding region: 739-1455 (238 amino acids)
Source: RefSeq, a predicted model, not a curated record